Messenger RNA from Funneliformis geosporum, 985 nucleotides. The record is from the annotation of a GenBank genome assembly. Lineage: Eukaryota; Fungi; Glomeromycota; Glomeromycetes; Glomerales; Glomeraceae.
AUGACUAAAACGACUCCUUGUUGUCCUUUAAAUAAAUCUGUAUUCGUAGGAGGUCAACUAAAUGGAAAAGGCAGUCAAGAGAUCAAGGAUUUUAUUUCUACAAAAUUUUCAGUAGGGGUAUCCCAUGUUCUUAAAACAUUAGAUAAAUCGUACGGACAUGUUCACUUUGAAACCGAAAAUGAAGCUGGGACUUUAUAUCAACGCGUGCAAGGACAAGAAUUUACUUUUCCCGAUGGGACAAAGACUAGUUUUUUACCUUCAAAAAUGGCUGGGAGUAGCGAAUUUACUGUGUAUAAAAUUGAGAACGAAUCAUCACAUGGAAAUGGCUCUCGUACCAUCCUCGUUACGCUUAAUGUUGGUGGCGUACUCUACACCACCACCAAAGGAACACUUUUAAAAAAAACGAAUUUUUUUGAGAUGCCUCUUAAUGGAAAUGUUUUUGACACAUUGGAUUAUGAUGGAAACAUUUUCAUCGACCGAAAUGGUGAAUUAUUGAAGUAUGUUCUCGAAUUUUUGAGAACAAGUGUUUUACCGAAAAGAACUCUUCACAACAAAUCAUUGCUUGAAGAACUAUUGCUAGAAGCUGAGUUCUAUCACAUCGAAGAACUGCAUUUGGCUCAGUUAUGUGAUAAAGCACUUAUCGCAGAAGAUGAAAUCCAAAGGAUUAUGGAUCAUUUCUCAAAUAAGCCCAGUAUAGAUUUUAGCGAUGAUCAAGACAAUUCUAUUAAUGAUGAUUCUUCCAGUGUCGGAGGCACAAGAGCUGUGGUAACACCUAUUCCUCAACCCAAUAAUCCAAUCCACGACCAGGCAUAUUUCCGCAAUAAAGUCUUAAAGCUUUACUCCGGAAUAUCUUUUAGCUGUAGCAAUGACAGAUCUGAAGAUGUAUAUCAUUGCAAGACAAAAUCUUCAUUAUGUCCAUCAUGCGAGACGAAUCAUAUAGAAAAUAUAGUAGGUCGAUAUAUGGAGGGAUCUUAUCAUAUAGGUU